AUGCGGCCCUUCUGGCCCGUAGCUGCUGCUUUAUUCGUUCUUCCGGUAGCUUGGGGGGCCGCUUCUAUUUGCCCUGCGCCCUGCACCACUGACCCAAGCAAGUGGACGCCGUACUCGUCCCUGGAGAACCUGACAGAGUGCCGCCAUCCGGUUUUGCUCGAUUUCUCGUCCCAUGGGUCUCUAAAUGCCUCGGAAGUGUCAUUCAGAGUUCUCGCCUGCACAAUAGAGGAGAAUCGGGACCCAUCUUCCGUCUCUCCGCUUGCUACUCGUGAGCUGGAAGAACAAAGUCCAUCAGGCUCUACGGACGAUGAUGUGUCUCAGUCCCAAGAAAUCCAUCUAUUUUUAGACCGUUUGCAGACAGUCGUAAACCAGACGUCGAACCACGACACGUUCAGCGUGUUCGGGAGCCUGAACACUACAUUGGUGGGUAUAUACAGGGGUGCUACAGUCAAUGAUGCAACAGCUGCCUCUGCGGUCGAGAGGUUCAGGAACGAUUGGGAUUCCCAACUGCCUAGACGGGCUGCAAUUCAACUAUGCGGUGGUGACCGAGACGCCAAUCAUACGUUUGGCAUUGCUUUGGGUACGACAGGAAGCAUUGGGUUUGUGCAAGAAGCCGUCAAAGCCUGGACGGUUGGCCGAUGUUUCUUAAGCAACGACGCAUUUGACCUCGAAGAUACUCCUGUGGUCGAAGAGCCAACGCGUGAACUUCAUCUCGGCAACACGACGAUUGCAGACAACGCCACCCUUAUCAGACCUUCGUUGGAGUAUACUUGCAAGAAGGAAGCAGUCAGGGAAGGGGACACCUGUGCUACACUUGCUAAAAGAUGUGGCGUCAGCGGACUGGAAUUCAUGAAGUACAACCCGAAGAGGCAACUGUGCGCGUGGCUUCGACCUGGAGAAGAGGUGUGCUGCUCCGGCAAAAACUGGACGAAGGGCAAGCCCGCCAUCAACAGAGACGGCUCAUGUGCGGCAUACCUGACCGGGAACAAUGACACCUGCGCAUCUAUAGCCCACGCACACAAUAUGGAGGUGGAAAAGAUCAGAUAUUACAAUGAUGGCAGGACUUGGGGCUGGACUGGGUGCGAUCAACUUCAGAGCGGGCUGAGAAUCUGCUUGAGCGAUGGCUAUCCACCCCUCCCUGCCCCCAAGGCUGGCGCAAUCUGCGGUCCCACCGUUCCAGGAACAGAGCAGCCUUCAGAUGGAGCACCGCUUGCAGCAUUGAACCCGUGUCCGCUGAAUGCAUGCUGUAAUACCCUUGGUGAGUGUGGCACGACUCCUGACUAUUGCAUCUAUGAGGAAGGUCCGACUGGAAACCCUGGAACAGCGCCUCCGGGCAAGAAGGGUUGUAUCUCCAACUGCGGCAUGGAAAUUGUUGACAACUCUCCUCCGCCCACCGAGUUUAUGAGGAUUGGGUACUAUGAAUCGUUUAAUCUCGAUCGGCCUUGUCUCAAUCUUCACGCAGCCCACAUCAAAGUCAAUGACUACAGCCAUAUUCACUGGGCAUUCGUGUCAAUCAACAGCGAUUUUCAGAUCAGUGUCAACGACACUUAUAACCAGUGGGAGGAUUUCAUAUCUUUGAAAGGCGUGAAACGAAUCGCCUCGUUUGGCGGUUGGGGGUAUUCUAUCAACUCGGCUAGUUAUGAUGUGCUUCGCGAGGCCAUGUUCCCGGAAAAUGUCGACACGUUCAUCGUUAGCAUCAUGGAGUUCGUCGCGGAUAACAACUUGGACGGCGUGGAUUUUGACUGGGAGUAUCCAGGGGCAGCGGAUGUCUUGAAUAUCAGUCCAGGCCUGGAAUCGGACGGCCCGAAUUAUAUCGCCUUCAUCAAGAAGCUUCGAAAAAUCUUUCCGUCAGAUAAAACCAUCUCCGUUGCUGCACCUGCCACGUAUUGGCAUCUCAAGUCAUUUCCAAUAGAAAUGUGGCAGCAUGUUGAUUACCUCAUCUACAUGACCUAUGAUUUCCAUGGGCAAUGGGAAUACGAGACCUCAUUCAUCCAGGACUGGUGUAACGGGGGAAAUUGUCUGAGAAGUCACGUUACGAAAGCUGGAGUACCACGCAGUGCUAUCACCAUCGGGGUUGCUAGUUACGGACGUGCUUUCGGCAUGGCCGAAGCGGAUUGCAUUCGACCAGAAUGCAAGUUCACUGGCCCGAGGACCGCAGCAAUCCCGGGAAUGUGCACAAGAACGCCUGGCAUCAUCGCCAUUGCGGAAAUCGAAGCCCUGAUGAUUGAAGGUGAUAUCAAUGAGUCCUUCUACGACCCGGCCUCAGACUCGAAUAUCCUCGUGUAUAAUGACACCCAAUGGGUCGGGUUCAUGAGCAAGAGUACCAUGCGCAGACGGGUGGAGAGGUACAAGGAGAUGAAGUUUGCUGGCUUCGCAAACUGGGCAGUCGACCUGACACAUUGGAGCGGAGACGAUGUUGAGGUUGAAGAGGCAAAUCUGUGGGGGUUGCCGAAGGAGGAUCCUGCUACUUGA
Molecule: messenger RNA, 2472 nt
Organism: Aspergillus nidulans FGSC A4
Lineage: Eukaryota; Fungi; Ascomycota; Eurotiomycetes; Eurotiales; Aspergillaceae
Exons: 4
Coding region: 1-2472 (823 amino acids)
Biological process (GO): carbohydrate metabolic process
Cellular component (GO): extracellular region
Molecular function (GO): chitin binding; hydrolase activity, hydrolyzing O-glycosyl compounds; endochitinase activity
Source: RefSeq, a predicted model, not a curated record